Molecule: messenger RNA, 384 nt
Organism: Helobdella robusta
Lineage: Eukaryota; Metazoa; Annelida; Clitellata; Rhynchobdellida; Glossiphoniidae
Exons: 2
Coding region: 1-384 (127 amino acids)
Source: RefSeq, a predicted model, not a curated record
AUGUAUAUAGAUAUAUGUGUAUCCUAUAUGAAAUCUUUCCGCUAUAUAACGCGAACCAGACCGAAACGGCUGGCAACAGUGAAGCCACCACACGUUCCAAUUCGUUUCUCGAUGACUCCAAUCGGUGUGGGAUCUUACCCAUUCCCGGCUGGAUUUUAUGAGUGCUACGUCUCUGAGUCAGAAGGGGAAAACAACGCCCAGAAAAUAACCGUCCUGCCUACUAAUAACUACUUUUUGCUGUAUCUGAAAGUACCAGUCACAGAUGAAAUAACAAUAACAGCAACAAAAGAAGCAGCCACAGAAGCCGUAAUCGCAAGUUGCGGUCAGAACAAUGAAAAGUAUGAUGAUGAAGUUGAGGAGAAUGGAUAUGGAGUUGAUUGCUAA